Anisakis simplex (herring worm) is the source of this 327-nucleotide messenger RNA. Lineage: Eukaryota; Metazoa; Nematoda; Chromadorea; Rhabditida; Anisakidae. The record is from the annotation of a GenBank genome assembly.
AUGGUCGAAGCGGACAUUCUUUGCCCUACGUCACAUCCCGAAUUAGCAUACCUUCGUCAGAAACCGCUGAGUGCAACUCACUACAUCACCGACGUUCAUUUUAUGGAAAAGAAUGAAUAUGGUGUUGAAACAAUGAAAGACGGGCGUCCAAUGCCAGUGGAAUAUCUGCUGGUGGACGUUCCAGCGGGUAUGCCCAAAGAACCGCAUGCAACAUUCCAUAUCGUCAGCGAACGAGGACAUCCGUUCCCAAACGAAAACCGUGACAUUAUUGGCGAGCUUCAGGUCACAUCUGUUAAAUUUCGUGGGUUUUUUGAGCGAAUCGAGUGA